AUGGACGCGGAGCGAUCGUCGCUGUGCAACUUCGUCGUGAACUUCCUGAUGGAAGAGAACUACCUCUUAACGGCCUUCGAGCUUCUUCACGAGCUCAUCGACGAUGGACGCGACGCUCAAACAAUCCGCCUCAAGGAGUUCUUCUCCGAUCCUUCUCGUUUCCCUCCCGAUCAGAUUUCUCGGUAUAAUUCGAUUCGAGUUGCGGAUCCGCAAAGUUUGUUGGAGGAGAAAGAAGCGUUAUCGGAGAAGUUAGCUAUUAGUGAAUAUGAACUUCGUCUUGCACAGGAGGAUAUUGCUAGAUUGAAAGCUGAAGGUCAGAAGAAAUCUGAUUGUUCCAUUGACAAGUUAAAAGAGUUGGAGGCAGAUGAGUUUGGAGACAACAGACCAGAAAUUACACGGAAAAAGAAAGAUUUUUCCUUCACUGAUAUAGGGCCUUUGAAGAACAAUGAACGUCGAGACUUAAACUGUGCAGUGAAAGAGUAUCUUCUUUUAGCAGGUUACAGACUUACGGCGAUGACAUUUUAUGAGGAGGUGACAGACCAGAACUUGGACGUUUGGCAGGACGGUCCAGCGUGCGUUCCUGAUGCCUUGCGCUAUUAUUACUAUCAGUACCUUUCAUCAACUUCAGAAGCAGCUGAGGAGAAAAUAGCCAUGCUUCAGGAGAAUGAAUCAUUGAAAAAAGAGAUUGAGAGGCUAAGCAAAGAAAAGGAUGCGCUACUUAAGAGCAAAGAAAUAUUCGAAGAGCAAAUCAGUGCUUUUAACAAGUCUACUGAAUCACUUCAGAAGGAUCUUAGGGACAGAGAAAAGCAGGUAGUGCAAAGUUUGAAGCAAUCCUUAGAGCAUCAGAGGAGGAAUCUCAAUGACUGCAGAGCAGAAAUCACAUCUCUUAAAAUGCAUAUUGAAGGGUCUCGUGCUGGUCAAAAUGUGUCAGCUAGUGGAAGUGAUGCUGUACAAUCCCAAUCCGUGGAUAAUGUCGAGAAACAGAAAAACGCUCUGCCUGUGGAAGUUGAGAAACCAACAAUCGAAAAGGAUGGUGGAUUGAUUUCUGAGAGUUCUAUAUCUAAUGAGAAAGGGCAUACGCAAACAGAAGACGGUCUUGUGAAGGAAGAGAUAAAGAAUAUAGUUCCUGAUCUAAGAGAGGUGGCAGAAGACGCCAGCAGUGUAUCUUAUAAAUCCUUGGAUAAUACGUUGGAGAAAGAAGUCUCAAACCAUAUGUUAACUCCAUCGAAUGGUAAUUAUUCACCCAGUGACCUUGAAAGCAUCAUGAAACUGGAUUCUGGAAUUGGUCGUUCAAAAUCGGAAAAUGCAAUUGUGGAUGCAGCUUCUGAGGAAACGGGCUUAGGAACAAUUCAGAUACUUGCAGAUGCUUUGCCAAAUAUUGUUCCAUAUGUUCUGAUAAACCAUCGAGAGGAACUCCUCCCACUGAUGAUGUGCGCAAUCGAGCGGCAUCCAGAUAGUAAUACAAGAGACUCCUUGACCCAUACACUGUUCAACCUGAUCAAACGUCCAGAUGAGCAGCAGAGGCGGAUUAUUAUGGAUGCAUGUGUUAGCCUAUCAAGGAAUGUUGGGGAAAUGAGAACAGAAACAGAAUUGCUUCCACAGUGCUGGGAACAGAUAAAUCAUACAUAUGAAGAACGCAGGCUACUAGUUGCUCAAUCAUGUGGGGAGCUUGCAGAGUAUGUCCGCCCUGAGAUACGCGACUCUCUUAUUUUGUCAAUCAUACAACAACUAAUAGAAGAUUCUGCAACCGUUGUUCGAGAGGCUGCCGCUCAUAAUCUUGCAUUGCUACUUCCUUUAUUCCUGAACACAGACAAAUAUUUUAAGGUUGAGGAGAUGAUGUUUCAGUUGAUAUGCGAUCCAUCUGGCCUGGUAGUUGAAACCACAUUGAAAGAACUACUUCCUGCAGUGAUAAAGUGGGGUAACAGGCUGGAUCAUAUCUUGAGGGUUCUUCUUUCUCACACAUUGAGCUCUGCGCAGCACUGCCCACCCCUUUCUGGAGUUGAAGGGUCAUUGGAGUCUCAUCUACGAGUCCUUGGUGAACGGGAGCGAUGGAACAUUGAUGUCCUACUAAGAAUGCUCAUGGAGUUGCUUCCAGCUGUACACCAGAAAGCAAUGGAAACAUGCCCUUUCUCUUCUCUCUCAAAGUCAGAUGAAUCUGCAGUCUCUGUUUCCUUGCUUGAGACCUAUGCCGAGGGACGUUCUGAGUGGCCUAUGUUUGAAUGGAUGCAUGUUGAUUGCUUUGCUAACCUGUUACAAUUGGCAUGCAUGUUGGCCCAGAAAGAAGAUCAUUUGAGAAAUCGGAUAACAAAGUUUCUCUUGGCUGUGUCUGAACGUUUUGGAAGUUCCUACCUAACCCACAUUGAGUUACCUGUGUUCUUAGUGGCCGUUGGAGAUGAUGCAGCUGAUCUUCAGUUUUUACCUUCUGCAAUCCAUCCAAGGAUAAAAGGCCUGAAACCUAGAACUGCUGUAGCCAAUAGACUCGCCACUCUAUGUAUUCUACCGCUUCUUUUGGCAGGAGUUCUUGGUGCACCAAGUAAACGUGAAGAGUUAACAAUUUACUUACGACAACUCUUAGUCGAGAGCAAAACAAAGGAAAACCAGUCAGCAAAGCACAACAACGAGGUUUUGGAUGCAGUUCGCUUCCUUUGCACAUUUGAAGAACAUCAUAACAUGAUAUUUGGCAUUUUGUGGGAAAUGGUCGUUGAUGCCACUGCAGAACUCAAAAUCAACGCUGCUAAGUUAUUGAAGACCAUCGUUCCAUAUAUUGACGCAAAAGUUGCUUCCGCCAAUGUUUUACCAGCCUUGAUCACUCUUGGCUCAGAUCAAAACCUAAAUGUGAAGUACGCAAGCAUAGAUGCAUUUGGGUCUGUAGCACAGCAUUUCAAAGUCGACAUGAUUGUUGACAAAAUCCUAGUCCAGAUGGAUGCUUUUCUCGAAGAUGGUUCUCAUGAAGCUAUAAUCGCAGUCAUCCGUGCACUCUUAGUUGCUAUUCCGCACACAACAGAAAGGCUUCGAGAUUAUCUUUUGUCCAAGAUUUUCCAGCUUUCAGCAAGUCCAAGCUCUUCCACAGACGUAACCCGUCGCCGAGAGAGAGCCAACGCUUUCUGCGAAGCCAUUCGUGCACUUGAUGCAACCGAUCUUUCCCAAACAAGUGUCCGAGAAUACCUCAUCCCAGCGAUUCAAAACCUAUUGAAAGAUCCAGACGCGCUUGAUCCAGCUCACAAGGAAGCAUUAGAGAUCACAUUGAAGGAGAGAUCAGGUGGAACACUUGAAGCAUUCAGCAAAGCCAUGGGUGCCCACUUGGGGAUUGCAUCAUCUGUGACAAGCUUGUUUGGAGAAGGUGGCUUGCUGGGGAAAAAAGAAGCAAACGAAGCCUCAACGGUUACACCGUCAUCACCUACUCUUCAAGGACCUGAUUCACCAAAGGCGGUGCCUGCUGCGACUGAAGACAACAGAUUCAGACGCAUCAUGAGAGGCAACUUCACUGAGAUGCUAAGGAGUAAACCCAAGAACCCAGAUGAGACACCGCCUUAA
Molecule: messenger RNA, 3534 nt
Organism: Eruca vesicaria subsp. sativa (arugula)
Lineage: Eukaryota; Viridiplantae; Streptophyta; Magnoliopsida; Brassicales; Brassicaceae
Source: the annotation of a GenBank genome assembly